Molecule: messenger RNA, 1911 nt
Organism: Periophthalmus magnuspinnatus
Lineage: Eukaryota; Metazoa; Chordata; Actinopteri; Gobiiformes; Gobiidae
Exons: 4
Coding region: 106-1080 (324 amino acids)
Molecular function (GO): GTP binding
Source: RefSeq, a predicted model, not a curated record
CUGGUGCUGAUGAGCGCAGCUGCUUCAGAGUCACUGUACGGACAAGGAAGUGCUCCUUUAAAAACAGUACACUCCAUCUGAAUAGAGCCGCGUGGAGCUCCGGGAAUGUCACAUCUUAAUCUGUCCGAGGUCCGGUUGGUGGUCCUGGGCCGGGCCGGGGCAGGGAAGAGCUCCACAGUGAGCACCAUCCUGGGCCUGGAGGACGGCGCAGCUCUCUCUCAGGAAUGUAUGAAAUACACGGGCCAGGUUGCAGGCAGACAGGUGACUGUAGUGUCCAGCACUGACUGGUUCGGGUCAGGCUGCGUGCCAGAGGACAGGAGAAUACAGCUCUCUUCUCUGUUAGCCUUGUCCAGCCCUGGGCCCCAUGCCUUCCUCCUAUGUGUGCCCCUGAACCAGCCUGCUGAUGGAGAGACCAAGGCUCUUGAUGUUCUCGAGAAGGUCCUGGGUCCAGCCCUGGUCCAAAAUCACAUCAUUGUGAUGUUCACCCACAUAGAGGAGCUGGACCAGGAGGAAGGGCUGGAGGACUACCUCCUCAUCUGGAGGAAGGACCUGGCUGAGCUGGUGAGGAGGUGUGGGGACCGCUAUCACACGCUGGAGACAUGGCCAGGUAGAGCAAAGCCCGAUGAAGCAGUCCGAGAGUUGCUGGACAAAGUGGAUCAAGCCGUGGUGGCGAGUGGGGCGGACCACUUCAGCUGUCAACUGUAUCAGAGCAUAGAAGAACAGAUCCAGAAGAGACAGAGGGAGAUCAUUGGACAGAGACAAGCAGAUGGAUUGGACUCUGAAGACAUAGAGGGGGUGAGGCUGGAGGCAGAGAGGAGCAUAGAAGGCAUAGAUUUGAAUUUAGAUGGUCUGUUCCCAUCUAGUGAUGUCCAGGUGUCAACAGGCCGCUCCUUCUUAUGGGGGCUGUGGGAGAAACUGACUGGCUGGGUGUGGAGGCUGCCUAAACUGGUGAGGAGAGAAGCCCUCCUGGGGGCCCUGGUCGGUCUCUUUGUGGGGGGGCCAGUGGGUGGGGCAGUAGGAGCCACAGUUGGGUCAGUGGCGACUGAAGUGGGCAGAAGAAAAACACAGAAAUCAAAGUGAAAUACAAAAUCAGAGGUACUAAAUUUUUUAUGGAAUGCACCUUAGCGUCGCAUCACUGUUAUCGAGCACCCAUCAGCUGUAGAGAUAUAGUUUAAUUUUCACUAAGGCUUCAGUGUUAAGAGAAUGUAACCUUUUUGUGCCUUGAUGCAUCAUGAAAACAACUUCUGUUCAAUACAAAGUUACACAAUUUCACAAAACAAAAGUUUCCACACAUUGGUGGAUAACUAGUCACCAGGAUUUAUUUCCGCAUUUAAUCAUUGGCUGUAUUUGCACUUUAAAAAGUUAUUAUUCUUGUGUUGUUACAUAAUUAACCUCAGUAAGAGGUUAACUGCAUUACAGUAUUUUAUUUUAUUAUAUUUACUUACAAAUGUGGGUUAGGGGUAGAAAUCUGAUGUACCUAAAUGUGAUCCAGUUUAUGCAAGACCGCAUGUAUUUGAAAAGCAAUAUAUUUGUAAUUCAUUUGCAGACAGUUCAUCAAUUGAGCACAAUAGAACUCAAUAUAAUUUAUAAUGUAUUUAUUUCAUAAUUUGAUGUUUAAAAGUGAUUGGACUGGUUGUAGCACAUAUGGUGUUAUUGGUGUGAUGGAAACAUGCACAGCAUCUUUCAGAUAUAUGAUAAGUACAGACGCACUAAAUACAGCAGUUUGGAGGCACAGUUAAAUAAACUAUAUUGUCACACAUUACCUGAGAGCAGAGAACAUUAGUUCGUCUUGCUAAAUGCAAUACUUUGGAUGACCGCAUGGUGGAGACAUUCACCUUCAAAUUAAGCAUGAUAAAUUGUACGUUGUUUUUUUUUUUUUUUUUUUUUAAAUAAAGCUAUAUCUGCAUUUCA